Messenger RNA from Sebastes umbrosus (honeycomb rockfish), 3774 nucleotides. RefSeq lists its product as uncharacterized. Gene Ontology annotation, molecular function: protein kinase activity; ATP binding; double-stranded RNA binding. Gene Ontology annotation, biological process: protein phosphorylation. Lineage: Eukaryota; Metazoa; Chordata; Actinopteri; Perciformes; Sebastidae. The transcript has 32 exons. The record is from RefSeq and is a predicted model, not a curated record. The coding region runs from base 16 to 3708 and encodes 1230 amino acids.
ACGUCACGUUACGUCAUGACGUACAUACGGAGAAAUCGAAACUUACAGCUGAAUCGAAACCCAGCAGAUAUACGGAGAAGUAGGAGCAGAGAGCACAGUCGAGACGAGGAGGAGGAUGAAGAGACAAGUACAGUGAGCUUCUUCUCGUCAUUUAAGAUGGAAACUGGAAACGAUGUCGCCAGACUAAACGAGUACGUGCAGAAAACAGGCUCCAGACUGCAAUACGAGGACCUCGGAUCUGUUGGACCCGCACAUGUUAAAACAUUCACCCAGAGGGUAGUCCUAAAUGGUAAAUUCUAUCCUAAUGGUGUGGGGAAGAACAAGAAGGAAGCCAAGCAAAACGCGGCUAAAAAUGCCCUGAGAGACUUGCUCGGGAGCAAACAAAAGGACUCAGUUGACACAACGGGAAAUACAGCAGAAGCUCCGACUGCACCAGUUCAUCAGACAAGUAUCACUCAAGCCAACUAUACAUGUUGGCUCAAUGAAUAUGGUCAUAAGAACAGGUUGAUUAUAAGGGCUGUGGAGUCAACACAACCGGGACCAUAUGCUAUUCCAUGCUGUAGCUUUGUGGUUGGUGAUAAGGAGUAUCCAGCUGCCACUGGGAAAACAAAGAAGGAAGCUAAGGAGGAGGCAGCCAAGCUUGUAUAUCAAGAGAUAUGUGGCAGUAAAACUACAGAGACUGCCGCAGCUCAACAACAGGAGGAACAGAAUCAAAAUGUGUCUGAUAUCUGUAAUGAGACAAGACGUCUCAGUGUCAACUUUAAGGAGAGUUUUACAGAGACAAACUUCAUCGGAAUUGUUAACAACUACUGUCAGAAAACAAACCGCUGCCAUACAUUCGUUGAAGAGAGGAGAUGCGGUCCAUCUCAUAACCUUCAAUUUUUCUACAAAUUAAUAAUCGACAAGAAGGACUACCCUGUGGGUGAGGGUAGUAGUGCCAAGGAAGCCAAACAAAACGCAGCUCGGCUGGCCUGGUCUGCUCUCCAAGAACAGACGGACUGGGACAGCAAGGUGUCCGUCAGAUCAACAGUGUCCGAGGGUGGUGGACCAUCGCCAUCAACUACCCUGGCGUCCCGUCAAUCAUCAUCACAGAGCACGCCAACGGACACAAGUGGCUCAACAAUAUUCACCGAUCCAUCAAACCCUUCUAAAGCUCAGAUGCCUUUAAGGUCAACUGUAGCUGAAGAGGAUGCACCAACCAGUUGGUCAACUUCACUGGAGUCUCCUGCAUCGUCACAAAGCAUGUCAACGGGUACAAGUGGCUCAGGAAUAUUCACGGAUUCAUCGAACUCUUCCAAGGAUCAGCAUGAUGCCAAAGACCAGAACAUGGGAAACAUUCAGAAUGAGACAUCCGUCCGGUCAAGGUUUACUUCAGAAUUUGAUUCCAUGGAGUGUCUUGGCAGUGGAGGCUUUGGUUAUGUUUACAAGGCAAGAGAUAAACUGCUGAACAGGCAUUUUGCUGUAAAGAUUGUCUACAGUGAAGAGAAAGCUCUUCGAGAGGUGAAGAUAUUAUCAGACCUCAGCCACUGUAACAUCGUCAGAUACUACACAUUCUGGAUGGAAGAUUCAGCAUACAAAAGUAAUGAAUCAACUGACGGUUCAACUGGCAGUUACGGCUCUUCCCAAUCUAAAGAUAAUUCAUCAGCAAAGUACCUCUAUAUUCAGAUGGAGUUAUGCGACACCAAAACACUGAAAGCGUGGAUUGAUGAGAAGAACGCUCAGACUCUGCAAGACUCUAAGAGAAGAGAAGAAAGUCUAAGCAUUGCUCAACAAAUUGUUAGUGGAGUCGAGUAUAUUCACUCCAAGAAGCACAUCCACAGGGACCUUAAGCCUGACAACAUCCUGUUUGGACUGGAUGGAGAAGUGAAGAUUGGGGACUUUGGUCUGGUCACCAGAGAUGAUGAUGACGAUGCUUUGGUGGAGAGAACCGAGAACAGAGGAACCCGAUCUUACAUGGCUCCUGAACAAAGGGAGAAGACCUAUGACCGGAAAGUGGACAUAUUUGCUCUGGGGUUGAUAUACUUGGAACUCCUUUGGAAAGUCUCUAGUGGCCACGAGAGAGCAGAGAUUUUGAAGAAUGCCAGACGUCAGAUGCUCCCCAAAGACUUUUUACAGACUUUUCCCCAAGAGAACCAAAUCAUUAAGUUAAUGCUGCGUGAGAAGUCAGAGGAGCGACCUGAAGCAAGUAAACUGAAGGUAGAGCUGGAGAAGUGGGCUCAGACAUUCAACGCACAAAAUGAGCAUCACAGAAAUGCAACAUUCGUUAUGAGGGCUGUGAUCAGUGGUACAUUUUGUCCCAUCGGUGUGGGGAAUACCAAAAAGCAAGCCAAGCAGAGCGCAGCUAAAAGUGCCCUGAGAAGUUUGAGCGAGAAGGAGAAUCAGACACUAGCGACAUAUGUCACUAAAGCCAACUAUGUAAGCUUGCUCAAUGAAUAUGGUCAGAAGAAAAGGGUCAAUUUCAGGGCUGUGCAGUCACCCAGGCUGGCACCAAAUAAUGCUACUCAAUGCUGUAGGUUCGUGGUUGGUGAUAAGGAGUAUCCAGCUGCCACUGGGAAAACAUGGAGGGAAGCUAAGGAGGAAGCAGCCAAGCUUGCAUAUCAAGAGAUAUGUUGCAGUAAAAACACAGAGGAACAAAAAUCUGCAAUGAAGCCCAGAAGACUAUUCGAAACAAAUGUCCAGGAUUCCCGGCAAAGCAGCAGUGAGGAUGCAGUGAUUCCUGAGAAAGUGACCACAGGAAACAGUCCCAGUGAGAAGACAUCAACCCAAUCAGAAAUGUCGAGGUUUACAUCAGGAUUUGACUGCAUCGAGCCCCUCGGCAGAGGAGCCUUUGGUCAUGUUUUCAAGGCAAAAGAAGAACUGACGGGGAAGUUUUAUGCUGUAAAGAUUGUCCUCUGUAGAGAGAUCAAAAAGGAUCUACGAGAGGCGAUUGCACUAUCAGACCUCCAUCCCCGUAACAUUGUUCGAUACUAUACGUGUUGGUUGGAGAAUUCAGGAUACCAUUGGGACAACGCAGACGACAGUGGCAGCUCUUCACACUCUUCUAUCGAGUCAUCGAUGAAGUACCUCUAUAUUCAGAUGGAGUUGUGUGGCAAAACACUCAGAGUUUGGAUAGACGAGAAGAAUGCUCAGAACUUGAUGAAAUCUCUGCGAGACUCCAAGAGGAGAGAUGAAAGUCUAACUAUUGCUCAGCAAAUUGUCAGCGCGGUGGAGUACAUUCACUCCAAGAAGUUCAUCCACAGAGACCUGAAGCCUGCCAACAUCUUGUUUGGUCAAGAUGGGGAAUGGAAGAUCGGAGACUUUGGUCUGGUCACUGAGGAGAACGAUGAUGAUGAUGACAUGAACCUGAUGGAGAGAACGGUGUACAAAGGAACCCCAUCUUACAUGGCUCCUGAACAAAGCAAGAGGAAUUAUGACCGAAAAAUUUAUAUAUUUCCUUUGGGGUUGAUUUACUUCGAACUCCUUCAUCCAAUUUCCACUGGUCAUGAAAGGGGAGCGGUUUGGGGCGACGUGAGAGCACAGACAUUUCCCGAGGGGUUUCAACGCAAUCUUCCCCAAGAGUACAUCAUAAUAAGGUCAAUGCUGUGUGAAAAGCCAGAAGAGCGACCCGAAGCAAGUAAGCUCAAGACGGACUUGGAAGAGUACCGACUCAACACUCAAGAGACCGCUGUGAAUCUAAAAACUGAGACAUAUUUUGUCGAUCUGAAGUAAAUGGGGGCUGUGCUUAACAACAACAAAACUAUAUCAAGUUUUGAUCUCAAGCAUACGUUAAAUAUU